ACCGCGCCUCAGCCUGGUGCAGUGCGCCUCAGCCUGGUGCAGCGGACAUGCUGUGAUUGGCUGCUCGGCUGCUACUAGGAGGAGCUUGAAGGCUGAGCGGGAUAAUGCGGGAAGCCGCAACGUCGACGUAGUCCCUCUUCCGUAACAGCUCCAGCUUCGACGACACGAAACUAACAACUAGUUUCCCCUCUGGUGUUAGAUGAUUGUACAGUUUCCCAGUGACGUCAUCUAAAAGCGACUUUUAUGUCAGCGGCAGCGCUGUACUGUUACUUUCUCAUUGCUGCUUCUUCUCUAAGCAACCAAGGAGAGACUGAAGCAGGCAACGCAAGCUGAGGCGCAGUAGUGUGUGUCUGACAGGGUAAUAAUCUGAGCUCCUACUUGUACUCCGUAGGUAUCUCUCAGCUCUCAUUCACCCUGACGCCUGGACAUGAGCACACAGUACAGCAUCCUUUACAAGCAAGAGCAAGCCCAUAAUGAUGCCAUAUGGUCCGUAGCUUGGGGGAAGAAUACCAAUGAUGGGUCAGAGACUGUGAUUAGUGGUUCUUUGGAUGAUUUGGUGAAGGUGUGGAAAUGGACUGAUGAACACCUAGACCUGCAAUGGACACUCGAGGGCCACCAGCUGGGGGUUGUAUCUGUUGAUGUGAGUCCCACUGGGAACAUUGCAGCUUCUAGUUCUUUGGAUGCACAUAUUCGCCUCUGGGACCUUGAUUCUGGCAAACAGAUGAGCUCCAUUGAUGCUGGGCCAGUGGAUGCUUGGUCUGUUGCCUUUUCACCCGACUCCCAACACUUGGCUACAGGAAGUCACGUAGGGAAAGUGAACAUCUUUGGCGUGGAGACUGGAAAGAAGGAAUUCUCACUUGACACCAGAGGCAAAUUUAUCCUUAGCAUUGCUUAUAGUCCAGAUGGGAAAUAUUUGGCAAGCGGUGCCAUUGAUGGCAUUAUCAAUAUCUUCGAUAUUGCAACUGGGAAGCUGCUCCACACGUUGGAAGGACAUGCUAUGCCAAUCAGAUCACUAACCUUCUCCCCAGACUCUCAGCUGCUAGUUACAGGUUCUGAUGAUGGAUAUAUCAAGAUCUAUGAUGUGCAACAUGCCAGUUUGGCUGGCACACUCAGUGGACAUGGCUCCUGGGUACUGAAUGUGGCUUUCUCCCCCGAUGAUGCUCAUUUUGUCUCUAGCUCUUCUGACAAAAGCGUGAAGGUGUGGGAUGUGGCCAGCAGAACGUGUGUUCAUACAUUCUUUGAUCACCAAGAACAGGUUUGGGGUGUACAGUACAAUAGAAAUGGAUCUAAAAUUGUCUCUGCUGGAGAUGACCAGGAAAUCCAUGUUUACGACUGUCCCAUAUAACACAUCUUCGCCUCAUGGGGGGAAAGGAUUGGCAGAGAAAUCAUUCCAACUUGUCUGCUGCUACUAUAAACUGUCCUCUGAUUAGACAUGUCCAUAUCCUACAUCAUGUCAUUCUGUAAAUGAUGGCGCGUCGUCUUUUAUUUUUUAUGUGAAUGUUUUAUUUCUUUUGUCCUCCCCACCCCCUUUUUUUUUUAUGGUCAGUGCAGGAAUUAUUAAAUAUUUUGUCGACUUA
Molecule: messenger RNA, 1577 nt
Organism: Pseudophryne corroboree (corroboree frog)
Lineage: Eukaryota; Metazoa; Chordata; Amphibia; Anura; Myobatrachidae
Gene: SKIC8
Product: SKI8 subunit of superkiller complex
Exons: 10
Coding region: 428-1345 (305 amino acids)
Cellular component (GO): Cdc73/Paf1 complex
Molecular function (GO): protein binding
Source: RefSeq, a predicted model, not a curated record